AUGCGUCGUCGCCACCAUCGACAAUUUGGGCUCUCGAAUGCUAAUCAGAUCCUUCUCUGUAUUGCUGUGUGUACAUUAUUAUUCUUUGCGUUGCUGCGUCAUAAUUGGCUAAUUUUUGGAGAAGAUCCGGCCAUUUACGCGUCUCUGAAGCGUGUUUACAUCUUGAACAAUGAAGUGACCGACUCCAUUUCGUGGGAAACAUUUUGUGCUGACGAUUCUUUUAAUAUGAUAAUUCCUGGAACGAACGAGACCAUACCCGUUGUCAGCAUGCAGGAUGGAGCAGUAUUGUGUCAUAAACAUACAAAUGGAGAGCUAGUGCCAGGGUUGAUGGCAUGGGUGCUGGCGGUAGCACUUAGUUGUGCUCUAUUGAGUAUGCUACUAUCGGUUUAUCUGCAGCUGGGCAAUCCAACGAGGGAGAUGGUCUUUUGGAUAGGAAUGUUGCCGGGUAUUUUGCUGUUUGGUGCUGCGGUACUGGGGACGGCGUCGCUAUUCUUGUGGCAGCGAUAUUAUCUACGGUUCAACAAUGGCGACUGUUUUAGCAUCACGGUGGCUGCAACAGUGAUCGCUUAUGCGACGGCGAUCUCUAUGGUCAUUCGAUGGCGUUGGCCCGGUAUCUGCGCUGUGCCCAACGAGCAACAAGUUAUCGGCUCACGCUCGUACAGAGUCCAUUUGGCACGUUCUCGAGAUCGCAGACGAGAGUCUGCGGGAGCCGCCGCAACGAUAAACAGUGCACCUACUCGUGACCUGGAGUCUAUCGCUGUUCCACUGAACCGCUGA
Peronospora farinosa is the source of this 777-nucleotide messenger RNA. The record is from the annotation of a GenBank genome assembly. NCBI's taxonomy places the organism in Eukaryota, Oomycota, Peronosporomycetes, Peronosporales, Peronosporaceae.